AUGUACGCUCCUGGAAAAACUAUGCGCUAUGGAGAGCUGCCGUCUACGCAAAUUGAUCUUAAAUUGAUUUUUAUUUCUUUAAAGAGCUGCUGUGACGUGUUAAGUUUUAAAAAUAUUAUUAUUUCAGACAAUAUCGUGGAAAUUAUUAAAUCUAACGAUAUCGAGAAACUGAAAAAAUUACUAUCCAUUCAUCCAAACAUCGUUCACAUGAGAGAUGAAUAUAAACACACACCAUUGAUGCGGACAGUAUGUUUCACCGACAAUACAUCAAUGGUGGAAAUACUCAUCUCAUAUGGGAGUGAUGUUUGGGCGGAAGAUAGUGUGAAACAAAACAGUUAUCAUUUCGCUGCAUAUCGUGAUCGUCACACAAUAUUAGAUAUGUUAUGUCGACAUGAUGUAACAAACAUCAACCGUGGAGAUGUUAACAACUUCACACCAUUACAUCUUGCUGCAAUGUUUGGUAACAUCUCAUGUGUUGAUGUUUUGUUGCGUCAUGAAAAUAUUGAUGUGACGAUCAAAGAUAAAUAUGGAAACACAGCUUAUGAUGAUGCUGGAGAUGAACACAACCGGGAAAUAAUAAGACGAAAAAUAAAAGAAUACGAAACCACUUUUAUAGUUUUAUGUGUGAUAAAAACGAGCGAAAUCUAUAUACGAUUUAAUUAUUAUGAUUACUACUUUGCUCUCCUUCUCUUAGUGGUUUGCCUCAUUCUUAUAUUAAAGUCGAUUUUGUUGUUAGAAUCCAUCUCACUAUUUUCUAUUUACUUCAUCCAACCAUUUAAAACUAAAUUUCGACGCCUAAAUUUCAUUGAGUUUGUCGCACUGGAUAGAUUAUUUCUUUAUGGUUUAUGA
Hydractinia symbiolongicarpus is the source of this 849-nucleotide messenger RNA. RefSeq names its product putative ankyrin repeat protein RBE_0319. Bases 1 to 849 code for a protein of 282 amino acids. Gene Ontology annotation, molecular function: protein binding. The record is from RefSeq and is a predicted model, not a curated record. The transcript is spliced from 5 exons. NCBI's taxonomy places the organism in Eukaryota, Metazoa, Cnidaria, Hydrozoa, Anthoathecata, Hydractiniidae.